Molecule: messenger RNA, 5159 nt
Organism: Anolis carolinensis (green anole)
Lineage: Eukaryota; Metazoa; Chordata; Lepidosauria; Squamata; Anolidae
Gene: msn
Product: moesin
Exons: 13
Coding region: 113-1855 (580 amino acids)
Biological process (GO): regulation of cell shape; positive regulation of early endosome to late endosome transport; regulation of organelle assembly
Cellular component (GO): microvillus; plasma membrane; apical part of cell
Molecular function (GO): actin binding; cell adhesion molecule binding
Source: RefSeq, a predicted model, not a curated record
CGCCCCACUCGGCUCCCUUCCCUUCCCCUCCCUCCUUCUCUCUCUCUCUCCUUCCUUCCUUCCUUCUGGGCCCACCACCGCCGCCUCUGCUCCUGGCCUCCCAUCCGCCACGAUGCCCAAGACGAUCAGCGUGCGAGUGACCACCAUGGAUGCCGAGCUGGAGUUUGCCAUCCAGCCAAACACAACUGGGAAACAGCUGUUUGACCAGGUUGUGAAAACCAUUGGCCUCAGGGAGGUUUGGUUCUUCGGACUCCAAUACCAGGACACCAAGGGCUUCUCAACAUGGCUGAAGCUAAAUAAAAAGGUGACAGCGCAGGACGUGCGCAAGGAGAGCCCGCUACUCUUCAAGUUCCGGGCCAAGUUCUACCCGGAGGACGUGGCGGAGGAGCUGAUCCAGGACAUCACCCAGCGGCUCUUCUUCCUCCAGGUCAAGGAGGGCAUCCUGAACGACGACAUCUACUGCCCCCCAGAGACCGCCGUCCUCCUGGCCUCCUACGCCGUCCAGUCCAAGCACGGGGACUUCAACAAGGAGGUCCACAAGCCCGGAUACCUGGCCACCGACAAGCUCCUGCCACAAAGAGUUUUGGAGCAGCACAAGCUCAACAAGGACCAAUGGGAAGAAAGGAUCCAGGUGUGGCACGAAGAGCACCGGGGAAUGCUCAGAGAAGACGCCAUCUUGGAGUACCUGAAGAUCGCCCAAGACCUGGAGAUGUACGGCGUGAACUAUUUCAGUAUUAAGAACAAAAAGGGCUCGGAGCUGUGGCUCGGUGUGGAUGCCUUGGGGCUGAACAUCUACGAGCAUAACGACCGGCUAACACCCAAAAUUGGAUUCCCAUGGAGCGAAAUCAGGAACAUUUCCUUCAACGAUAAGAAGUUUACCAUCAAGCCGAUUGACAAGAAAGCCCCAGACUUUGUCUUCUACGCCCCUCGGCUAAGGAUCAACAAGCGCAUCCUGGCCCUCUGCAUGGGCAACCACGAGCUGUACAUGCGCCGGCGCAAGCCGGACACGAUAGAGGUGCAGCAGAUGAAGGCCCAGGCCAGGGAGGAGAAGCACCAGAAGCAGAUGGAAAGAGCCUUGUUGGAGAACGAGAAGAAGAAGCGGGAGUUGGCCGAGAAGGAGAAAGAGAAGAUCGAACGGGAAAAGGAGGAGCUGAUGGAGCGGCUCCGGCAGAUCGAGGAGCAGACCAAGAAAGCUCAGCAAGAGCUGGAGGAACAGACCCGCCGGGCGCUGGAGCUGGAGCAGGAGCGGAAACGGGCGCAAGAGGAAGCGGAGAAGCUGGCGAGGGAGCGGCGGGAGGCGGAGGAGGCCAAGGAGGCCCUGCUGAAGGCCUCCCACGACCAGAAGAAGACCCAGGAGCAGCUGGCCGCCGAGAUGAUGGAGCUGACAGACCGGAUCACGCAGCUGGAGGUGGCUCGGCAGAAGAAGGAGAGCGAAGCCAUGCAGUGGCAGCAGAAGGCCCAGAUGGUCCAAGAAGACCUCGAGAAGACUAAGGAGGAGCUCAAGUCGGCCACCAGCACCCCGCACGUCCUGGAGCCCAUGCAGUCCGAGAACGAGCACGACGACGAGCAGGACGAGAACGCCGCUGAGGCCAGCGCCGACCUGCGGGCACACGCCUCCAUCAAGGACCGCAGCGAGGAGCAGAGGACCACCGAGGCCGAGAAGAACGAGCGGGUGCAGAAACACUUGAAGGCUCUGACGUCCGAACUGGCCAACGCUCGGGACGAGACGAAGAAGACGGCCAACGACAUGAUCCACGCCGAGAACAUGCGCCAGGGCCGAGACAAGUACAAGACCCUGCGCCAGAUCCGGCAGGGCAACACCAAGCAGCGCAUAGACGAAUUCGAGUCCAUGUAAUCCUUCCCGCCUCCGCCCCGGCUGCACUCUCCUUCCUUCCUUCUUUCCUUCCUUCUCUCCUUCUCUCCUUCCUUCCCUCCUUCCCUUCCUCUGCUGAGUCCAACCGCGUUGUGCUGGAACCGCUACAAAAGAGCCUCCACGGCCCAUCUUUGGCCGCCCUUCUGUCAAAGGACCAAAACAAAUUCUAAUGCCAGUCGAUUGUGCCUUAUGGAAGAAGCCCAGUCUGUGCCUGUGUGCCCAGUCUGCGGUGCCUGUGGGGUCUCUCCUCCUCUCCAGCCUUAACAAACCCAAACUUUACCAAAUUCUAGCAACAUAAUAUUGAGACCCACUGCAACUUUUCACAGUCUGGAGACUGGAGAGAACUGCAGUGGAAGGAGGUGUUUAAGAAGCACAAAACGAGGUGAAAAUCCCCUCUUCUUCCCCAAACCAAAGCUUCCCACCAUUCCUUGAUAUUCACCAGACCAAACAGAGCCUUCUUUGCAGUAUUUUGCAUGUGCCACCUGCUUGGAAGAGUCAAUCUGGACGGAUUGGGAUAAACUGGGAGCGUUCCUCUCUUGAGCCCAACUCCAGGAAUGGCCCUGGAUGAAAACAAGCAAAAGAGGUGCCAACUGAUGCAGCCAUCUCCUGGUGCCUUACAACAUAUGUUCUCUCUUUUUUACAUUUCUCACCAGCAGUUUUAACACCAAAUAUCCCUUAUAUGGCUUCCGUCUCACACUUCUCUACAUCACCAGCCAUUUGCCUUGUCAGCUCCACAUUUGGUUUGAAAGAGAGAGAAAACCAUGUCUCUUUCUGCUGCCUUAAAUACCAGAAGAUGACAGACAGGUUGCCUUUUCCUUGCCUUGGAGUGCCUUUUGCUCUUUCGGUUUCGGCCAAAAACACAAAAGGACCCAGAAUCUCUGCUUUUGGGGAACUUGCAAACUGCUUCGCUGGCAGUUUUUUGAAACCCAGACAGCGAUGCUUGGUGCCACUUUGGUGCCAACCAUUCAUUGCCGGCUGCUCAUGGCUGGCUGUGCAAUGACCCCGAACCAUCUCCAUUCAUUGGAAGAGAGAGCGUGCCCCAGAGAGUUAAGGCAUCGACGUGAAAGCUGGAAGGAAUCCCUUUGGAGGAGGACGAGGACGUGGCCUUCUUUGUCUUCCCUUCCAAAGCGAUUCCUUUGCAAGGCUCUUUCCUAGUUGUAUAAAAUUCCUCGUCAUCUUUGGCACCUCUGCAAAUCCCUCUUUCUCCGAGUCUCUUUGCUGACAUUCCAUAUCCAGGAUGUAUUAAUGCCAAAAAGUGUUAUUUUUAAUAGGAACAAAAGGAGGCAGGUGAUGCUAGAAGUGUUUUUGGAGAGGCGGAAUGACUUUUGUAUGACUUAACUCCCAGAAAAGGUAGAAAGAAGUCUCAGUAUUUUCUAUUUUUAAGGCUCCAGCUUGCCUCCUUGGAGGACCAGAUACUGGUGCCAUAAGCAGUAGAGGUUGUAGAGAGAUGUGCCCAAAAGGUCCUUUUAAGCCAUCUCCAAAUAUCUUCAAUGUAGAGAGAUGUGCCCAACAGGUCUUUUCAAACCAUCUGCAAAUAUCUUCUAUGUAGAGAGAUGUGCCCAAAAGAUUAUUUCAACCGAUCUCCAAAGAUCUUUGCUGCAAAAAGAUGUGCCCAAAAAGUCUUUUCUACCAUCUCUGAAGAUAUUUGGUGCAGUGCUCAAGAGGUCAUUUCAACUCAACUCCAGGGAUUUUUAGUGCUAAGAAAUGUGCCCAAAAGGUCCUUUCUACCACCUCCAAAAAUCUUUGAUGCAGAGAGAUGUGCCCGUAAGGUCUUUUCAACUCAUCUCCAAAGAUCUUUGGUGCAGAAAGAUGUGCCCAAAAGGUCCUUUCAACCUAUCUCCAAAGAUCUUUGGUGUGGAGAGAUGUGCCCAAAAGGUCCUUUCUACCAUCUCCAGAGAUCUUUGGUGCAGAGAGAUGUGCCCAAAAAGUCCUUUCAACCUUUCACCAAAGAUCUUUGGUACAGAAUAAUGUGCCCAAAAGGUCCUUUCUACCAUCUCCGGAGAUCUUUGGUGCAAAGAGAUGUGUCCAAAAGAUCAUUCUACCAUCUCCAGAGAUCUUUGGUGCAGAGAGACAUGCCCAAAAGGUCCUUUCAACCUAUCACCAAAGAUAUUUGAUGCAGAGAGUUGUGCUCAAAAGGUCAUUUCAACUCAUCUCCAGAGGUUUUUAGUGCUAACAAAUGUGCCCAAAAGGUAAUUUUAACCAAUCUCCAGAGAUCUUUGGUGUGGAGAGAUGUGCCCAAAAGGUCCCUCUCUGAAGAAAGUGUGUUCUUGACUUUCUCCUCCGGAUACAUUGUGCCUUUAGGGUCCAUUGGGGAUGCAAGCAGCCUUCCCCAUCCCUUCUUCUUAACCCCAAAACAUGCUUUUAACCUUCAAAACAAAAUCCAGAAUUGUUGGCAUCAUUUUGCAUUUUCUACACUGAAAUUGCCACUGAAAUGCCCAGCGUUUGGCACACUUUGGAUGCCGUGCUGCCUCCAUAGUCAAUGGCAAUUUGUGGCCCUCCUUGGCACCAUCUCCCACUGACUCCCAGUUACCUCCCAGUAUAGGAACCCAAAGACCUCUUCUCCUGCUGUAGUCGGUCCAGCUCUCUUCCCUGAUCUUACCAGUAUUAUAUAUAUUCCAGUGGUUAUCUAAUAAUAAUAAUAAUGAUUGAUUUUCAUCCUCUCCUUUCUCUCUCGCUCUUGUUUUCCCUCGCUAUGCACAAUUAGAAAAUGUUAAUCUUGAGCGGGGAGGGAAUCACCAAACGCUCCCUCCUUUCUCCAUUGAACAAAAAAAUAAAUAAAUAUGUAUACUGUAUUGUAAAGAGAUGAUAUUUUGCAGGAAAUUUAAUGUAAGAAGCACUCAGUAUUACCAGGAGAUUUUUCUAGAGAUGUUUUUUUUUUUAAUUAUUAGUUAGGAUACCUGGAGGUUUUCCCCUUCUCCCCCCUUUCCAACCACCGUUUUGUUUACUGCUAUGACUUGGAUAUAACAUGUCGUUUCUCUAUGGGAGGGGGGAAAGCACCCAAUUAAACACGUGGGGAAUUUUUUUUUUUUGGUCUGGCUUUAUAUUUGUGUUUUGGGGAAAAAAACAAUGACUGUAAAUUAUAUCAGUUCUUUUUUUUUGACCAAGCGUUUGACGUCUCACGGCGAAAACACCGAUCCUUCCCUUGGAAGGGCUGCAAGGCCAAUCUGUGUAUUGAUAUCUGCCGAAUUUUCAGCCGCUUCCCAUUCAAAGGGGCUUUUUGUCAAGUCCGUUUCCCCCCCCAAAUCCCUUCUUCAUCCAGUGCCAAUAAAGUUUAGAUCAGUCGAUA